This is a messenger RNA of Cryptosporidium ubiquitum, 1035 nucleotides long. RefSeq lists its product as uncharacterized. The transcript has a single exon. The record is from RefSeq and is a predicted model, not a curated record. Bases 1 to 1035 code for a protein of 344 amino acids. Lineage: Eukaryota; Apicomplexa; Conoidasida; Eucoccidiorida; Cryptosporidiidae. Gene Ontology annotation, molecular function: nucleic acid binding.
AUGUUUUUCAGUAGUGGUAGUUUUGGAGAAUCUCCAUUCUCAUCAAGAAAUGAUUGUAACUCAAGUACUAGAAGUAGCAGUAUAUCAAAAAGUGAAUCGAGUAAUGUAUUUAAUUACUUUAAUAAUAAUGAAGGUAUAGAAAAUCGUUGGAAUAAUAAUAAUAAUAAUAAUUUAGUAACACCAUCCAGAAAAGUGUCAAUAGCAAAUAAUACAACAGUAAAUAGUAUUGGUAGAAAUGAAAAUAUGAAUAGAAUACAAAGAAUGUGUUUACCUAUAAACAUAUCCAUGAUAAUCAAAAGUUUGGAAUUAAAUCCCUCAGUAUUUAAAGUGUUUGGAAGAAGAGUAAGUUCUGUGACAUUAGUUGGCUGGAUAACACAUAAAGAAGUAUUAGCAUCAAGAAUGAUAUUUAGAAUAUCUGAUGGUACUGGUGGAAUAGAUGCAAGGUUUGAUAUUGAUUCAGAAACAUUAGGGGAUGAAAUAAAUAGUUAUUUGAAUGAUUUAAGAGAAGGAACAAUUGUAAGAUUAGUUGGUCAAGUAGUACCUGGUAAGGCAGAAAUUUCAACUUAUAUAAGUUGUUAUACAGUAAUUAAAGUAACUGAAAUGAGUGAAUAUGCAUAUUUUCAUUCUAUUGAAGUUUCUUAUGUAACUAAUUAUUUUGGACAAGAAAUUGAUCAAGAUGAAUUCAAUACAAAAGAAGAAAGUAAUUUCUAUUCAUCUCCUUAUAAUAUUUUAACAGGAAAUAAUCAUACAAAUAAAUCAGAAAACGAUUAUUUUAAUCUUGAUUUAAUAAAAGACAUUAAUGUACCAGAUGAUAUUGUUGAUAAUAUACAUCAAAUUGUAUAUAAAACUUUAACAUAUGAAAUAAAUAAUUUGGAAUCUGAAGAAAAAAAAUCUCUAGGUAUUAAUAAAGAUCAUAUUAUUAAGAUACUUAAACAAUAUUAUGAACCUAAUACAAUAUUAUCAGCAAUUUCUGAUUUAGAAUCAAAAUAUGCUGUAAUAUAUGAAGCAAUGGAUAAUCAUUAUUGUGUUUUAUAA